This is a messenger RNA of Gavia stellata (red-throated loon), 2957 nucleotides long. RefSeq names its product calnexin (gene CANX). Lineage: Eukaryota; Metazoa; Chordata; Aves; Gaviiformes; Gaviidae. Gene Ontology annotation, molecular function: calcium ion binding. The record is from RefSeq and is a predicted model, not a curated record. The transcript is spliced from 15 exons. Gene Ontology annotation, biological process: protein folding. The coding region runs from base 29 to 1846 and encodes 605 amino acids. Gene Ontology annotation, cellular component: endoplasmic reticulum; endoplasmic reticulum membrane.
ACGGGGGCGCGCGGGGCUGCGGCGGAUCAUGGAGCUGAAAUGGCUACUGUAUGUGACCCUGCUAGCUCUUGGGACUCUUGCUGUCCAGGCACAUGAUAUGGAUGAUGACAAUGAUGGUGAUGAUGUAGUUGAUAUCGAGGAUGACUUGGACGAUGGCAUUGAGGAGGCAGAAGAGUCAAAGCCCGAAACGAGCACUCCUCCUCCAACUCCAAAGGUUACGUACAGGCCCCCAGUCCCAACUGGCGAGGUGUAUUUUGCGGAGUCCUUUGAUAAAGGAACUCUGGAUGGAUGGAUCCUUUCCAGAGCCAAAAAAGAUGAUACGGAUGAUGAGAUUGCCAAAUAUGAUGGUAAAUGGGAAGUCCAAGACAUGAAGGACACUAAGCUUCCAGGAGACAAAGGGCUUGUAUUGGUAACCCGAGCCAAGCAUCAUGCAAUUUCAUCCAAACUUUCAAAGCCUUUUGUAUUUGAUACCAAACCCCUUAUUAUACAAUAUGAAGUUAACUUCCAGAAUGGAAUAGAGUGUGGCGGGGCCUAUGUGAAAUUGCUUUCAAAAACCCCUGAAUUGAACCUGGAUCAGUUCCAUGACAAAACUCCAUAUACAAUCAUGUUUGGCCCUGACAAAUGUGGAGAGGACUAUAAACUGCACUUCAUCUUCCGGCAUAAAAACCCAAAGACUGGCAAAUAUGAGGAGAAGCAUGCAAAGCGUCCAGAUGCAGACCUGAAGACUUACUUUACUGAUAAGAAGACCCAUCUUUAUACUCUGGUCUUGAAUCCUGAUAAUAGUUUUGAAAUACUGGUUGAUCAAACAGUUGUCAAUAGUGGGAAUUUGCUAAAUGAUAUGUCUCCUCCUGUGAAUCCACCCCGAGAGAUUGAGGACCCGAAUGACCAGAAGCCUGAGGACUGGGAUGAAAGACCAAAAAUCCCAGACCCAGAUGCUGUUAAACCAGAUGACUGGGAUGAGGAUGCUCCUGCAAAGAUCGCAGAUGAAAAUGCAGUGAAACCGGAGGGCUGGCUGGAUGAUGAGCCAGAAUACGUCGCGGAUCCUGACGCUGAGAAGCCUGAAGAUUGGGAUGAGGAUAUGGAUGGUGAAUGGGAGGCACCUCAGAUUGCAAAUCCUAAAUGUGAGACAGCCCCUGGCUGUGGUACCUGGCAGCGACCAAUGAUCGACAAUCCAAACUACAAGGGCAAAUGGAAGCCUCCUAUGAUUGAUAACGUGAACUAUCAGGGUAUAUGGAAACCCAGGAAGAUCCCAAACCCAGAUUUCUUUGAAGACUUGGAACCUUUCAAGAUGACUCCCUUCAGUGCUGUGGGACUUGAGCUAUGGUCAAUGACUUCUGACAUCUUUUUUGACAACUUUAUCAUCUGUACUGAAAGAGCAGUGGCUGAUGAUUGGGCCAGUGAUGGAUGGGGACUGAAAAAGGCAGCCGAUGGUGCUGCAGAGCCUGGUGUUGUGGGCCAGAUGAUGGCAGCUGCUGAAGAGCGUCCCUGGCUUUGGGUAGUCUACAUCCUUACUGUGGCUUUGCCAGUGUUUCUUGUUGUCCUUUUCUGCUGUUCUGGGAAGAAACAGCCAAGUGCUGCAGAAUACAAAAAGACUGAUGCUCCUCAGCCUGAUGUGAUGGAUGAGGAGAAAGAGGAAGAAAAAGACAAAGGCGACAAGGAGGAGGAGGAAGAGGAGGAAGCAAAUGAGGAAAAGCUAGAAGAGAAGCAGAAAAGCGAUGCUGAUAUAGGAAGUGCUAGUCAAGAGGAGGAGGAGGAAGAGGAGGAGGAUGAGGACAGGAAACCUGCAUCAGAGGAGGAGGAAACUGUGAAUAGAUCACCCAGAAACAGAAAGCCAAGGAAAGAUUGAAAAAAAGUCAUAAGAACUUGAUCUGUGAUUUUUUUUUUUUUUCAAAUGUGGUUCUGGGAGAGGACCUUGGACACCUUACAUUGAAACUUGGACAAACCUCAAGAUUUCACUAUCCACAGGUUCCAGUCACACUAUCCAAUGUAAUGGAGUGUCUAGCAGUAAAAUAUUUGCAAUCAUCUGUUUUAAAGAACAUCAUUCCUGUAGAAAGAAUGCAUUUAAUGUAAUGGGCUGUGGAUUUUGGAAUGUAACAUAACUAACCUUUUCACUUUCAGUUUUAAAUAUUCUUUUCUGUUUUUAAGUAGAUUGGUAGAACUUUUCCGAUCUCAAACCUUGGCUUAAUUUAAUAUAUUAAUUAGUGAAAAAUAACAAUGAAUCUUGAAAGUGCUAGGUGAUAAAAAAUGCAGUUUUAUAACUAGUUUUUUUACAAAUAUGUAAAUUCCUAAAUGCAUCAAUGUCUUUAUAUCCCUUAAAAUUUGAUAAUUGUUUAAAGUUGUCAAUGUAUUUGACAGCCCUUCUGCCAUCAAAAGAAAAGAGAACUGGGGGGAGAUGUAUAGGGAAACUAAUAGUGAAAUUCUCUUAAUCAAUCAACUUCAUUCUUUUGGGGGGACGGGAAAGAGGAAGAAGGGGUGGGGUGGAAGGAAGGGGUUAGUCUAUAGAAUAUGCAUACUGUGCAUGGCUAAAGCCCUGUUAAGUGUUGACGAAUAAUCUAGGAUUUGGAGUGGGUCUUCUUAAUGUGGCAUUUAAUCCUGCGGACCUUGCAGAUAAGGGAUCUUCUUAGUUCUUGAACUCUUUGUAAAGCUAAUGGGUGGGGGGCUGUUAGACUACUUCCCCCUUUCCCCUCUGUUCAGCCACUGAUGCUUUCCUUUCUCUGUGACUAUACAGCUUUUUCUGAGUGCAGCUUUGCCUCAGUUGCUGAAGUGCUUCAUGUUCAGCUCAUCAUCAAACUCUAUUUUUAUAGCUAGGCCUACUCCUUUCCAGGGUCCAAACACUGGAUAGGACAGUGUCCCAUAUCCUCUCACUGUUGUCACUGUAUGUCUACUCCUGUAGAAAUGGGGGAGGUAGUCAGGUAGACAAGUUGAACUGAGUAUUUGUUAAGGAAAAAAAAAAACAA